Molecule: messenger RNA, 1213 nt
Organism: Ceratitis capitata (Mediterranean fruit fly)
Lineage: Eukaryota; Metazoa; Arthropoda; Insecta; Diptera; Tephritidae
Gene: Rab10
Product: ras-related protein Rab-10
Exons: 4
Coding region: 189-803 (204 amino acids)
Biological process (GO): cellular response to insulin stimulus
Cellular component (GO): recycling endosome; Golgi apparatus; insulin-responsive compartment
Molecular function (GO): GTPase activity; GTP binding
Source: RefSeq, a predicted model, not a curated record
ACAAAAGAUAUUGAAUAAGAACAAAAAAACCUAGGUUUAACUUGCUGCCGUAUUAAGAGAUAAGAUUUUGUGAAAACUUAUACUUGGAAAAAUUAAAAAAAGUUCUGACGCACAGGUUGUCGAACUAAAUAUAGUAAAGAACUCACAAUUUGGUGAAAAUUAUAAGUCAGUAACACACUUUGCAUAUAAUGGCGAAGAAAACCUACGAUUUACUUUUCAAGUUGCUACUGAUCGGCGACUCAGGUGUAGGAAAAACUUGCAUACUUUUCCGCUUCUCGGACGAUGCAUUUACCUCCACCUUUAUUUCUACUAUUGGUAUUGACUUUAAGAUAAAAACAGUCGAGCUGAGGGGUAAAAAAAUCAAACUCCAAAUAUGGGACACAGCCGGUCAAGAACGUUUUCACACUAUCACUACGUCCUAUUAUCGUGGUGCUAUGGGCAUAAUGCUAGUGUACGAUAUAACAAAUGAAAAGAGUUUCGAAAACAUUGUUAAAUGGUUACGAAAUAUAGAUGAGCAUGCAAACGAAGAUGUGGAAAAAAUGAUCCUUGGUAAUAAAUGCGACAUGACAGACAAGCGUGUUGUGAGCAAAGAACGCGGAGAAGCGAUCGCGGUAGAACAUAGUAUUCGUUUUAUGGAAACAUCUGCCAAAUCCAAUAUCAAUAUUGAACGUGCAUUCUGCGAACUUGCUGAAGCUAUUCUAGACAAAACAUCUGGUAGGGAGGCAGCCGAUAAUCCCGAUCGUUUAGUGGUCGAUCGUCGGAAUAACGAAAAGACGCCAGCCUACAAAAGUUGUUGUUCUUAAGUUUAUCGUAACCGACACUUAUCUACUACGCCACCAACAGCACCACCACCACCAAUUACCACUUCUACAUCCUUAUUGCUACUAAAUAAUAAAAAAAAAAGAUAUUGAAUAAGAGGCAAACAAUAAAUACAAAUCACUAGAAUAGUAUUUGCCUAUAACAAAAUAAGAAAAUAUCAAUUUUUAUAUAAAAAGAAAUUAAUUAUCAACACAAUUCAAUUCAUUUAUUACGUGUUUAUUGUAAUUUUUACGAUAAGAGGGAAAGGAUUGAAAUAUUUGUAUAAAGUGUAAAAUGAUAUGUGCAAUUGCUUAUGCAUUGAUUUACAUAGGUCAACAUCAUAUGCUUUUAUUCGCUUCUAAAAAAUGUUUGAAAGAAGAAAGUAAUGAAUUACAUAAAUCUUUAAAUUAAAAUA